AUGCAUGCAUUAUUUGAAACUGAUUGGUUCUUGGAUAGCAAGAAGUAUGGAACUCCAUGUAUACCAAAAAGUUUUAAUGAAUUUAUGUAUUUAGUGGAAAUCAAUGCGUUCUAUACGUACAACAAAUUGAGAGAUUAUAUUAAUACCUAUUAUAUAAAUGCAUAUUGUGGCGUAUGGGGAUACUUGGCUAUUAUACGUGAUGCAGUAUUCAUCUAUUUGAUGUAUCUGUAUAUGAGCCAAAUGGUUGUGCUUAUUAGAGGCCGUGGUAUGAUUGCUUCUAUUAGAAUAUUUAUACACGCUAUAAGUAAACGAGGUUUUCAAUUUUUACUCUCCAUCCCACCUAUAAAGAAAAAGAUCGAUCAAGAACUAUCAGAAACUACCAAGAAAAUUGAAGAGGAGUUGAUGCAGAAUGAUGAAAGUUUAAUGCAAUUUAAAUCAUUGCCAGAAAAGGGAUUGGAUGCUACAAUAGUGAAAAAGGAGUUGGACAGGUUGCAAGACUUGAAGCACUCUGAUUGGUACAAUGGUAGAGUAAGCGGAGCUGUGUAUCACGGAGGGAAUGAAUUAUUGGAUUUACAAUCAGAUGCGUACCACAAGUAUUCCAUUGCUAAUCAGCUACACCCUGAUGUAUUUCCAGGUAUUCGUAAAAUGGAAUCCGAAAUCGUAUCUAUGGUUUUGCGCUUAUUUAAUGCACCAGAAGAAGGAUGUGGGUCUACUACUUCAGGUGGUACCGAGUCCUUAUUAUUGGCAGGUUUAUCUGCAAGGGAGUAUGGAAAGUUCUAUAAGAAUAUUUCUAAUCCUGAAAUCAUUGCACCAAUAACUAUCCAUGCUGGCAUUGAGAAGGCCUGUUAUUAUUUUGGUAUGAAAUUACACAAGGUUGACUUGGACCCUGUCACAUUCAAGGUUGAUGUUAAUAAGGUUAAGAAAUUAAUUAACGGAAAUACUGUUUUAUUAGUAGGAUCGGCUCCAAAUUUCCCACAUGGUAUUAUUGACGAUAUUGAAGCUUUGUCUAAUUUAGCAGUUAAAUAUAAAAUUCCUUUACAUGUUGAUGCUUGUCUUGGUUCAUUUAUUGUCUCAUUUUUAGAGAAAUCGAAAGUUCAUGGUGAUAAACCAAUUCCAAAGUUUGAUUUCAGGUUACCGGGGGUUACUUCAAUUUCAUGUGACACACAUAAGUAUGGAUUUGCUCCUAAAGGUUCUUCGAUCGUAAUGUACCGUAACUCUAAAUUGCGUCAAUGCCAGUAUUACAUUCUGACUGAUUGGACAGGUGGUAUGUAUGGAUCGCCUACUCUAGCAGGAUCAAGACCUGGCGCACUCAUGGCUGGUUGCUGGGCAACUUUAGUUAACUUUGGCGAGGAUAAUUACGCCGAGUCUUGUCGUACAAUAGUCGGAGCUUCAAUGAAAUUAAAGUGUGCGAUUAAAGAACAUGAGAUGUUAAGUAAAUACCUAGAGGUUAUUGGGGACCCUAUAGGAUCAGUGGUAGCAUUUGGGGUUACUAAAAACUAUAGAAGUACGCUCAGUAUCUAUAAAAUUGGCGAGUGUUUGAGCUCUAAAGGUUGGCACUUUUCUACAUUGCAGAAUCCUGCCGCAUUACACUUUGCACUUACCAGAUUGACCGUUCCGGUUAUCGGUGAAUUAAUAUCCGAUCUAGUAGAAGUGACAAGUGCCGCUCUCAAGGAUGAAUCGAAUUCAGAGAGUGAAAUUGCCGCCUUAUAUGGUGUAGCUGGUAGUGUUAAGACUACGGGUGUGGCAGAAAGAGUCGUCGUUGCGUUCCUAGAUACCUUGUAUAAAAUAUGA
Messenger RNA from Debaryomyces hansenii CBS767, 1791 nucleotides. Its product is annotated as sphinganine-1-phosphate aldolase. NCBI's taxonomy places the organism in Eukaryota, Fungi, Ascomycota, Pichiomycetes, Serinales, Debaryomycetaceae. Gene Ontology annotation, molecular function: sphinganine-1-phosphate aldolase activity; pyridoxal phosphate binding. The record is from RefSeq and is a predicted model, not a curated record. The coding region runs from base 1 to 1791 and encodes 596 amino acids. Gene Ontology annotation, cellular component: endoplasmic reticulum. Gene Ontology annotation, biological process: carboxylic acid metabolic process; sphingolipid catabolic process. The transcript has a single exon.